GUGGCUCAGACCAACCGUCGAUUUCCUAGUCUCGAACCGAAUUCAUCUCGCUAAUUCGGACAAGAUUUUCGGUCAGCGGCCUCGUGGGACAACAAAAAGUGCAGUGUCGAUGCAUUUGAGUGUCGUGUCGGAUUAGCGAGUGGCUGGGAGGCGACCGCCGAGCCGAAAACGGGAACCGAACCCAGCCAGGGCCACUGUCUGCCGAGGCCGACCCUUUCUGCUCAAUUCAUCUAAAAACCUGUGCAAACGUUUAAAUUUACAAAAUAAACCCAACUCGCGAGUGUUUGUGUGAUUUUCCUACAUAAAUCACCCACCACUGUUCAUUGUCUUUCUUCCAAAACAAGUGUUGUUGAGUCGAGGUGUAACCUAACCUAAAAGCGGCAUCUUGUUCUGGCUUGGUUAUGACCUAGAUCCUUCCUCAACGUGCUCACUCGUUAGCUGUCAUAUCUAAUACCCCAUUCAAUCACAAAUCACGUGAGUUUUGGCGAAUUUAACUUAAAUCUUGAGUGGUGAGUGUUCGGUGAUGGUUGCUAUGGCGACACAGGACGCCCUGCCCAGAGCCAGUAGCGGAGUGGUUGCUGUUUUGUUGUCUGCUGAGUUGUUGGUGUUCUGCUGCUUCUAGGGGACGGACGUUGCUGGACCCGGCAGACCAGGUCUGCGCCAUGGUAUAGCCGAAGCCAUGUCUUCUCGCCAACCAUCGGCCUCAACGACUGUCCAUUGUCUAGAAGAGCCAGCAAAUCUUACUGGAAACCAGGAAUCCUCGCCGACUUUGACGCUCAUCUCGUCAAAGGGCUCAGCAGAUUCUAACUACUCGCAGCCGUCAUCGGAUUUAUCUCUGGACGAGGAGAAGGAGACGUUGAGGAGGGAGAAGGAGCGACAGGCACUCAGCCAGCUGGAGAAAGCAAGGUCGAAGCCGGUGGCGUUUGCAGUGCGCACAAACGUAUGCUACGACGGCUCAGUAGAUGACGACUCGCCGGUCCACGGCAGUGCCGUCUCAUUCGACAUUAGAGACUUUCUCCACAUCAAGGAAAAGUAUGACAACAACUGGUGGAUUGGCAGGCUGGUGAAAGAAGGGUGCGACGUUGGCUUUAUACCUUCUCCCGUCAAAUUAGAGAACUUGCGACUGCAGCAAACACAGGCGCGAAACUCGAAACUAUACGCUUCGAAAGGAUCGUCUUCUGGCAAUCUAGGUGCGCUACCGAAUGAUGUCCUCUCUACAUCAAAGAGCGCAAAUUCUCGAGGCUCCACUCCCCCUACACCUGGAGAGGAUUCAGACUCGCUGGGUAAUGCGAGACUUGCAGGUAAAACGACACUCACAACACCACCUGCCAAAGAGAAGAGAAAACCGUUCUUCAAGAAGCAGGAGACGACGACGCCGUACGACGUGGUGCCGUCGAUGCGACCGGUCGUGUUGGUUGGCCCCUCGCUCAAGGGCUACGAGGUCACUGACAUGAUGCAGAAGGCAUUGUUCGACUUCCUCAAGCAUCGCUUCGAGGGCAGAAUAAUAAUAACACGGGUAAUGGCUGACAUUUCGCUAGCCAAACGAUCACUCCUAAACAAUCCUUCCAAGCGUGCCAUUAUGGAGCGCUCCAAUUCCCGAUCCACGUGCCUAGCCGAAGUUCAAGCCGAAAUUGAGAGGAUAUUCGAAUUAGCUAGAACGUUACAGUUGGUGGUAUUAGACUGCGAUACAAUAAAUCAUCCAUCACAAUUAGCGAAGACAUCAUUAGCACCGACUGUCGUUUAUUUGAAAAUAUCUUCACCAAAAAUGAAGGUAUUACAGAGACUGAUAAAAUCUCGGGGCAAGUCGCAGUCGCGCAACCUCAACGUGCAGAUGGUGGCGGCAGAGAAGCUGGCCCAGUGUCCGCCGGAGAUGUUCGACGUGAUCCUGGACGAGAACCAGCUGGAGGAUGCUUGCGAGCACAUCGCCGAGUACCUGGAGGCCUACUGGCGAGCCACCCAUCCCCCCGCCGCCCAGACCCCUACGCCCCCACCCCAGGCACCGCCCCCUGCGCAUGCGCACUCUCAUCCCCCCUCGCACUCUCAUGCCCCCCCUCACCACCACUCGCCCACCGAUCACGCCGGUCGCCCGCUCAACUCCACGCCACCAGGAGCUCACCCGGAUGAUUACGGGUAUCCUCAUGAUGCAAGAGGAGCUCAUCAGGAUGAUUAUGGAUAUCCUCCUGAUCCAAGAGGAAUGCUUCAAGAUGAAUAUGGAUAUCCUAUUGAACCUAGAGGAGGCUACCAUCCGCACCACAGUAGAGCGCGUUCGAGAGCGAUGGACCGCGACAGGGUUGACAGGGGGGACUACGACGAGGACUACCAGAGCAGCAGUCCGGUGGGGGGAGACAUGUAUGGCGCCCACCACGGGGGCCCCUCCAGGGGGGGUGCCAGUGGGCCCCCUGCACCCUCUGCCACUGCGCAUGCGCACCUGCACCCACUCCCGCACGCGCAUCACCGGCCUCGCGACCCCCCUCCCGACGACUACCAUUCCCCCCACCAGGCGUCUUCGCGCAGGGCUCUCAACGCUAUUUAAUAGGAAUGAAUUUACUAGGUACAAAUUACUCAUAUAUUUGCGAUUGUCUGGUAACAAUCUUAGUAGCUAAGAUGGAUUUAUGCUUGCAAAGUGACUAAAGUACUGCACCGAUAAUAAAAUGAAUACUACUUUGUAUAAAACGAGUGUAUUAUAAAAAUGAAUUAUGUUAGAUUUUUUGUAUGCAGUUUUUUACUAUAUAAAUUUGAAAGUAACAUUAUUCUGAAUUUAUAAAGUAAAAAAUUAUUUAUAUUCCAUAAAAUAGUAGCUAUAAAUUGCUGUUUACUCUUCUCUAAAGUUAUCCAAGUCGCGGAACAUAGAAAAAAUAAAUAUCGAGUGACCUGGCUGGUUCAGGUCUCGUGUUGUCAGUGUGCUCAAUCGCACCUGAUUAAUUCUGAUUAAUUUCAGGGCCUCUGAUAUGACUUAGGCAGCCUAGGCCGAUCCUAGGCUGAACGCGUCCAUCCGAAACUGUAGAAGACAAUAGAGGUCAUACGCUUGUUUAUGCACUAACAUUUCUCUGACAUCAUUUUCUAUAGAAUCAUUAAUUUAAAGUAGAUUCACUAUUCAUUCAUCAAUGACUUGCUCACUAUUAGGAUUUCUCCUCGUUUGGUGGAGAUUACGUUAUUCAGCUAUAUUCGACUACUGUGCAUCUAUUUUAUGGCCCUAGCGUUCACUUCUACAUACGGUUCUCAAGGAUCUCUUCAUAUUGCGAAAUUUGAAAAUAAAAUGUGUCAUAGUAAGAUGUUUUUAAAAUUAUAACAUAUUGUUGGAGACCUUGAAUUUCUUAUUGUAUUGUCUGCUUUUUAACCCUCAUUCUAUAGAGGAAUGCAAAAUAAUGCAAAUUGGUAACUUUCGUUAUAAUACGAGUAAUUUGUUCAACAUGCUGGGAAGAGACCGUGCUGAAUUUGAUGAUUGUAUUCGGCUAAAUAUGAUCUCUACUUUCUUCAAUCAGUGUCAUCUUAUUAGUUUGUGGGAAGAAGAGUAAACAAUAAUUUAAAGUUAUCGGAAAAAUGAAUAGACAUUUAAGUUCGUAUCAAAAGUAUAAAAAUAUAUUUUCCAAUUUCCCAAUAAAGUGAUAUAAGAUUUUCAAUUGUGAAUUAUUGUAUUUUUUGUAAUAACGCAGCAUAGGAAAAUAACAAUGACUACCUGUUUGUAACUUGUAUAGGAAGAUAAUUUUCGUGUUCUACUUCACUACGGUAACACUUUAUAGCCUCCUAUCGUCAUUUGAAACUCAAGUACCGUAGCUUCAAAUUGUUCAAAUUUAAUUUCGACAUAUACCCAUAUAACACUUAUAGUAGUUUUAAUGAGUACAUUUAACAAAUAUGCUUAGCCCAAUUUGAUAACGAUCUAUUAUCUGGGAAUGGUGAUACAAAGCAAUAUCUCUUUUUCAACCCAUGAAAUCAGAAAUUCCUUCCCUAUAGUAUUGACUGUCUUUCCCUAAUAUUCUACUGAUGCUACUCAGCUAAGAUUUUAAUAGAUUCUCAACUAAAAGGGAAAUGUUGCACCUCAUUAAUCAUCAGUUGUUUUCUAUUGGAAUAAUUUCACUGAUUACUUACUAAUUGAUCGAACAUUUUAUUAGUUAGAAUAUUGGAACUCGUAUUAAGCUGCGUACAGACUUGGGCUCUACGAACACCCGCAUUUCAUUUUCAAUCAGCUGAUUAUAUUUUUAUUCGUACAGAAACAGCACAGCAAGGUAUAUAAUAAGCGUAGCAUCAGCUGAUCAAAAGUGAAAUGAUAGGCCUACUGUUCGUGGCGCUCAAGUCUGUAUGCACUUUAGAAUGGAUAUGGUAAGCAAAAAACAGUUCCAGUUAUUCCUCCAGAUUAUUUGCAGUUUGAUAUAAAUUCACAGAAUGUGCAACAGUUCCCUUGAACAUAAUCCCAAUGUUUUGUCAUAUUCGAUUAUCUUUUCCAAUAACAAAGUAAAACACCAAUAUAUUUGACUGCAUCUACUUACAUACCAAUUGAUAGUUAGAAACAAAUCGUUAUCAAUAGUAAGUUGAAAUUUCUCGCCUUAAAACUUGUCUCGUGGAUAUAAAAAUAAAGACGCUGAUUAGUAUCCUUCAGAAAUAGUGGCGUUUUACAUCUCACAGUGCACCAGAAUAGCAGAAUAAUAUAUUGUUCAUGACAUACUGGUCAUUGGGUUUCUCUUUUAUCAUUUGAAUGGAAAAUUUAAAUUACUUAUCUUGAGUGAAACUCUUUCUAGAAUUAUAGCAGUUUUAAUUAAAAACGAAGUCUAUCUUAUUAUUCGACGGCAGAUCGGAAAAAUACUAGCUUUAUCAAGUAAAUCAUUGAUAGGUAGGCCUACUUUGUCAAAAGCUUUGAUAUUCUCAAGUGCCCCGGCUACAUGCCAACCAUGCUAUAAAUUUAAAAAUAAUUUUUCCAUCUAUUAUCAUCCUAUGCACAUUACUUCACCUUCUUCUAUCUGUAGAUAUUUCAAAUUUAAUUUUAUAGAAUUAGAUAGUAUAUUAUUCCUUAUGAUGGACAUUCUGCCUAAACAAUAUAAAUGGAGUAGAUCAAAGCUUCUCCUUUACACACUUUCAUCAGUCUAAAAUUUAAUUUAUAGGUCAAAAUAGUAUAGAUCAUAAAUAAUUUCACAGAUAACUCUAUUUGUAAGAAGACUGUAGUAUGCAGACAGUUUUGUUGAUUUACAUAAUAUAAUUUCAAUCUUGGUCUAAACAUGAACAUUUUUCUAGAAUCUAUGUUUAUUCUUUUUCUAUUUUGUACCCACUUGCCUCCACCCUAUUGAAAUCAAUUAUUGCAAUUCAUUCCACAUACAAUUAUUGCAAAAUAUUCCACUAAGAGUAAAUUUCAAUUAAAACAAUGCAUCACUUGGUUCCCUCGUUCUAUAAAGGCUUCGUCACUAGUUUAAUUAUUUUCAAAUUCAGUGAAUUAGUUCCAGAGAGAAAUAUUUGCGAGGUAUAUAAUUCGACGAUAGUGACUAUGCUUAAUAUAAUUGACAUUGGAGCCAAAUUGUAACAAGAAUGAUAUUAUGCAAGGAAUUGAUAAAAUAAUGACAAUUUGGCUGCAAUCUAUUGAAAUGAAUUUGUGAAUAAACAACUCUCUUGUUAAUAUUUGUGAGAUUGUUAUUGUAUUACCUGGUGUGUAGAAAAG
Nilaparvata lugens (brown planthopper) is the source of this 5641-nucleotide messenger RNA. It is a transcript of the gene Ca-beta, whose product is annotated as voltage-dependent L-type calcium channel subunit beta-2. NCBI's taxonomy places the organism in Eukaryota, Metazoa, Arthropoda, Insecta, Hemiptera, Delphacidae. Bases 680 to 2533 code for a protein of 617 amino acids. The transcript is spliced from 13 exons. Gene Ontology annotation, cellular component: voltage-gated calcium channel complex. Gene Ontology annotation, molecular function: high voltage-gated calcium channel activity; protein binding. Gene Ontology annotation, biological process: chemical synaptic transmission; regulation of voltage-gated calcium channel activity; neuromuscular junction development. The record is from RefSeq and is a predicted model, not a curated record.